Magallana angulata is the source of this 6589-nucleotide messenger RNA. RefSeq lists its product as uncharacterized. The transcript has 37 exons. The coding region runs from base 1 to 5439 and encodes 1812 amino acids. Lineage: Eukaryota; Metazoa; Mollusca; Bivalvia; Ostreida; Ostreidae. Gene Ontology annotation, cellular component: plasma membrane. Gene Ontology annotation, molecular function: mechanosensitive monoatomic ion channel activity. The record is from RefSeq and is a predicted model, not a curated record.
AUGGAUGGCAUAACGUAUUCUUUCUUCUCUUGUUCCCAAGGCCUCGGUCCCCCUGAGCUCUUCAGUGUUCCAGACCAGUUCUUUGAGAUGCUGCUGGUGUCCGGCUCGUCCUGGGGCGGUGGGGCGGCGUUCACGGGUACGUGCACGACGGGGGGUGGCCGGGGUCUCUGCUACAAAAACGAAGUCGAACAGAAUGAAUUGCGCUUCAGAAGAACUAGUCAAGCGGCGAUUUUGGCCCAGCUUCCAAGCAGACAAACAUUUUUUUCGGAGGCUGGUUUUACCUUGGGACGACGUCUGUCAUGCAUCGAAAGACGAAAGUCACAUCUCCACCAAAGAGCAUCCAUGACACCUUCGAUUGCUGUUGGUAUGGAGGAUGAUGAUGCUGAAGAGAUGGUUAUGGCCAACAGAAGAGUAUCUCAUGCAGUUAGCAUCACGGAUGGUGUUAAAAGUAUUACAGACCAAUGGGAAAGAACACAAAGCAUCAAGGCUAUGGUAGCCAGCAUCCACACAAAGCGUAAAUACAGAGACGAAAUUUUGCAAGAACCUGUUCAAAGAACCCAGAUUUGGAAAUAUCAACAGAAAAAGGCUUGGCAGAAUUUUAAGCAGCAGGCUAAAAAUGUGUUAUAUCAGCUGGAGUUAUGGUCAGGAGCAUUCAAAGAAAUAGAAGGUCAAUUUGGGACUUCUGUGAUGACCUACUUUCGGUUCAUGAGAUGGCUACUGUUCCUCAAUUUCUACCUGAUGGUUGUCAUGCUGGGUUUGACCAUGGUUCCUUAUGUAAUCAAAAUAAACCGUCCCUGGAGUUUCUUGGAUUCCCCACACCCAAACAAUACAGGGUCAAACUUCACUGGUGAUGAUUUCUUUGAAAAAGCCCUUAACUGUACUAAGAAUUACAUUAGGUUCCUGGAUAAUCAAACCAAUUCAGAGGAUUGGGGCAGCAAAGCCUUGGACACACUGCAAGGAACAGGUUGGAUGGAACACACAGUGUUGUUUUAUGGGACCUAUUUUAACAAGACCUACAGCCUGCCCUUGGUGGAGGGCCGCUUGACCUACAACAUGGGUCUGUCUUACCUAUUGGCCACCGGAGCAGCCUUCCUUGUCAGCUUCUUCCUCCUUGUCAAAAACUCUGCAAAAGGCGUAAAGUCCAGUGUACUGGAUGAGGGGAGUGGUCAGAUGACCCAGUUCUGUAACAAGGUGUUCGGUGGCUGGGAUUUCUGUAUAUCUAACCAGAAAGCAGCCAAAGAAAAGCACAAAAAUCUGACCCAAGAGCUCAGGGGAGAUCUGGACAACCAGAAAUUACUGUGGAAGAUAGAAAAUCGGACCACUCGGGAGAAAGCCAAGCUGUAUUCCAUCAGGGUGGUGGUGAAUACAGUGGUGCUUGGGUUCCUUGGUGGUUCCCUGUAUCUGAUUUACUACGCCAACAAUAAAUUAAUUGAUUUACAGAGAGAGUUUGGGGACGUUCAUCCCAUUGUGCAGACCCUGAUUCAGUUCAUGCCCUCGGUCACUAUAACACUCCUAAACAUCAUUGUGCCCAUUAUAUUCAAGAAACUGGUGGAAUUUGAGGACUACAUGCCUGCUUUUCAGAUGCAGAUUACUCUGUUAAGAACAGUGAUUUUGAGGCUUGCCUCUCUUCUAGUUUUGAUGGGAUCUCUGUAUGGAAUGGUUGUGGAAGAUCAUGAUCAUUUUGUUGAUGACUGCGGAAACAAGAGAUGGCAAACUAUAAACAACACCUCCGAAGCUCCCAUCAAGUGCUGGGAGACUUAUGUGGGCCAACAAAUAUACAAACUUAUCAUCCUUGAUUUCCUUGUACCAUUCGUAUUGACUUUUAUCGUAGAGUAUCCUAGAAGAUUGGUGUACCAAAGAUUCCAUGAGAGGUUUAAAGUGGUGAAUAUGAUGGGACAACAGGAGUUUGACCUUCCCAAGGCUGUCCUUGACCUUGUGUACACUCAGACACUUUGUUGGAUGGGUCUGUUUUUCUGUCCAUUUAUUCCAAUGAUGUCAUUUGUGAAGUGUUUCAUCUUCUUUUAUGUAAAAAAGGGGACUGUUCUUAAUAAUUGUAUCCAACCGGUCCGUCCCUUCAGAACUUCCAAGUCCAACUCCUUGUUCAUUGCUGUUCUCUUCAUCUCUUUUAUCAUCUCAUGUGGACCAAUGACAUACAUGAUUGGAACAAUUUCACCAUCUCAGAGUUGUGGACCUUUUAGAGUGUACAGUGUUGAGAACUUCAUAUUUUUCGACACUAUCCGGAACCUCAUUUUCACAUUUCCGUCCGAUGCACAAAAGUUCUUUCAUAUAUUUGGAACCAUGGCAUUUUUUAUUCCUGCAAUAGGUUUAACAUGCUUUUUCAUGUAUUAUUACUGUGUGCAAGCCGUUGGAUACAAGAGAAGAGCCAAACUGCUGAAAGAAGAUCUGAUAAUGUUGAUGCACUACUUCCUCAUACUUGCCAAGAUUGUGUCUGCAAUCAGGAAAUCUUUUCGAUUAAAUAAAUACCAGAUGGCUACGGGUAACUCAAGUGGUGGUGACAAGGGAUAUGAGGACUUGCGUAACACUUCGUGUCCUGAAGAGAGGGAGCCGCUGAUGUCAGCGGAAGGACGCAAACUUGCUAAGAAGAGGAAAGAGCUUGGAGAUGAUGUAUCGACCUCUUCGGAUUCGGAGCUGGUCAGUAGACGACCUAAAUCAGAGACGCCACCUGUAGACGUCUCAAAGCUGCGCAAAGAGAGGGAUAAAAAAUAUCAAUCUCAACCAUUGGAAUUACUAGAAACAAGUUCAUCAGUUGAUUUUGACAGCUGGAGAAAGGAUCACACGACAGAACAAUCCGCAUCUAGCAGUCCAGAUAGUGAUAGGAAUAACACAAGGGAACGAAGACGGUUGAAAUUUAAGUCACAGCCAGAAGAAAUAGAAGAAUUCGAACUUUCACAUUCCUGGGAUCAUAGGAUGUAUGAUGGUAGGGAAUAUCGCCCCAGGGCCUCAGCCCCUCCAUUGGGUUUUGAUGAUCAGCCAGGGCCUUCCAGGAGAAGAGAUUAUCAGUCUGGCCCUCCUGUUGGUGAGCCUCUCAUGGACUAUGAUGAGAGAAGGUAUCCUGAUGUAGAUAGACAGAGACAAAUGCCUAGUUCCUCAAGAGACGACAGUGCCAGGUAUUACCGGGGAAGCCAGAUGCCCCGAUCUGAUUACAGAAAUGACAUGGAAAAUAACAACAUCAGAGACAAUGGAGAAAUCGAACUCUCUGAUGUGUUUCCAAAUAUCAACAAGUCUGAUGGAAAGGGAACACUGAUCCGACAUCGCCGCAAGUCCAGCAGGAAGGGAGCGUUCGGAGAAGUGGACUACGACUCGGAGGAAGACGAUGGCAAUACGCUGCCCAGCCAACGAGCCAUUCAACGGAAUCGAACAAAGUCUAUCAAAGAGAGAAAAUUAGAAUUAGAAGAAGAGAAGAGGACCCAUCCUCGCCCCAAGACUCUGGCCGAGAAGUACCACGAUUUAAGGAACAAAGGGACGAUAACAGCAGGGGAUGUGGCCACCAUUGUCAGGGAGUCAACUCUAACUCGAAUGCAUACAUUGAGUGGUACAACAGAGUCUAAGGCAUGGCAUAAAUUCCAAAUCAGGAAAAAGGCUUUUUUGGACAGAUUCACUAUAUGGGCAGGGACAUUGAAGGAAGUGGAAGGUCAGUAUGGCACAGCUGCAAUGACCUACUUCCGUUUCAUCAAGUGGUUGAUGUUUCUGAAUAUCUACAUAAUGAUUAUCAUGUUUUGUGUGAUAACUGUCCCGUACCUGGCCCUGGGUCCUUAUACCUUUAACUCCUCCCUCACUGAUGCGAAUGUGUCGGGAUACAGAGAGGCCAUAGAAUGUACUACACAAUAUGAAAUUUACCAUAGCAAUCUGACGGAAACGGAAAGUAUAGGACAGCAAGUGCUAGACCUACUACAAGGCACUGGUUGGAUGGAGAGAAGAAUUUUGUUUUACGGAGUCUAUUACAAUAAGACGUACACUAGUGGUGACGAGACAUAUACUUAUAACAUGGGCCUGGCCUAUAUGCUGGCGUUUGGAGGUUGUUUUCUGCUCUCCUUCUUACUUAUCGUCAAAAAUGCCUCAAAAAAUGUAAAAGUUUCACUGGGUUCAGCUGAAACUAUGGCAGUUUACAGCAAUAUGAUAUUUUCUGGCUGGGAUUUUUGCAUCAACCAGCGAAGGGCAGCCAAAGUUAAAAGGAAAAACAUCUUUACUGACAUACAGGCUGAACUUCAUGAUCAAAGGAAAGAAUGGAGAAGACAGACGAGGUCAGGGGUAGAAAAUGUCAAGUUGUAUGCGAUUCGAUUCCUAAUCAACCUCUUGGUGCUGGCUCUGUUAGGAGGAGCCCUAUACCUCAUCACAUUUACUGCUGAACAGAUGAUAGAGCUUCAGAACCAGAAGAACCUGUCUGAGAUAGUGGAACUACUGGUACAGUACAUCCCCUUUGUGACUAUCACGGUCCUCAAUGCUGUCCUGCCCAUCAUCUUCCAGAAGCUGGUGCAGUUUGAAGAUUACAGAUAUGAGUUUGGCUUUAAACUCACACUAGCGAGGGCCAUUUUACUGAGAUUAGCUUCUCCGAUAGCGUUGAUAGCUAUUCUGUACAAGGAGCUGAUAGAGAGGCCAGAUGAUGAUGAUUCUUCCUCCUCGGGUCAGUGUGGCAAUAAACAGUGGAUAUCCGACUCCAGCAGAGGGCGAAUCAUGUGUUGGGAGACCUAUUUUGGACAACAGUUGUAUAAAUUGGUUCUACUGGAUCUCAUCGUAGAAACAGGAAUUAUUUUCUUCAUGCAGGUACCAAGAUGGUACUUGAACAAAAAGUAUGGUAAGACCAGCAAGCUGGUGAAGCUAGUGGGACCACAAGAGUUCGACUUGCCACAGAGUGUGGUGGACAUCAUAUACACACAGAGUAUCUGUUGGUUAGGGAUGUUUUUCAGUCCUCUCAUUCCAUUCAUGACAUUUGUCAAAUGUGUUCUCUUCUUUUGGGUCAAAAAGUUGGCUGUUUUGAAAAUAAAUGUACCACAAGAACGUCCAAUCAAAACAUCCGGCUCAAACUCACUCUUUAUGUUGGUGCUACUUCUGUCUUUUAUCAUUGCUGCUGGAUUGCUUGGAUACAUGAUUGGAACCAUACCUCCGAGCCAGAGUUGCGGACCCUACAGGGUGUACAGCAAUCAGACGGGGGCGGUCAUGUUUAAUGUUGUCACCAACACGGUCCAGAACUGGCCCACAGAGGCCAGGGACGUGUUCGAGUUCCUGGGGACGGUCGGCUUCUUCAUCCCUGUGGUUAUACUGCUUGUUCUGUUGAUGUACUACUACUGGCUACGUGGCCAGGGUUACAAGAAGACAGAGGAACUGUUACAAGACCAGCUUAAAAUGGAGGGAAGAGACAAGAAGUACCUGCUGGACAGAGUCAAUGAAGUCCUGACUCAGAAUGCAGAUCUGUUGUCCUGAGAAGGUGGUGUCAAAACCUACAUUAUCUUUAGAAGGCGGUGCCAAAUCCAGUGUCAGCCUCAUUGUUGUCGUGUGUCAAUCAUGUCAUUCAAACUUUGAUUACCAACUAAUUUUAAGUUGAAAGAUACUUGGUACUGAUGACAAAAUUAGGUAUUCGUUGCUAUUGGUAACUAAAUAUAUGUGAUCAUGAGGAAAUCAUCUGGACAAUCAUCAUCAUCAUCAUCACCACCAUUCUUCCACUUUUGGUUAUAUAUUCCAGAAAAGUGCUAUUUUUCACAGGUUGCAAUUCCAGUUGACCAAUUUGUGUUCCUUUUUUGCACCCUUUUUGUUUUUUGUUUAUACAUGUAUCUCUGUGUAUUCAAAAACUCAUUUAUUAUCCGUCCUUUGUAUAGAAAUCCUCACCUUUGAAAUGAAAAUGGACACAAUAAACAUCACACUAUGUAAUUUUUUUUAAAAAGACAAUCUUAGUAAUGGCAAUUACAGAAGUACAUGUACUAGUAUUUUUAAUUCAUAGAUUUGUAUACAAAUUAUUAUCUUUUCAGUCUUUACUUUAUACACUUAUUUAAUUAAACACAACUUGAUGUAUAAUUCAUUCAAUUGUAAUUCACAGUAAUAUUUACUGACAAAAGUUUGUUUUGUUUAUCAUAGUGUCAAAUGCACGUCAUAAUUUUAUAUCAACAGUGUAGAUAACUGAGUUAUAAUUUGUAUAUUAAUAUACAUGUAUGUAAUAUUGUCCAGUAUAUGUUUCUCCAUGUAAUUUAUGUUUUUCUAAUGGGGCAUGCUGGGGUCUUUCAUUGUAAAUGAGAUUAUUCCCAAAGGAAGCUAUACAUGCAUCAAGGAAUGUACAUGUAUUUGGAUUAAGAAUUAACUCUGAACUGAUUAACAUAUGGUUCAAAGCUGUAAUAAAAUGAACAGUUUAAGAAUUUAACAAACUUUCCAUAUGUUUAUCAGUAGAAUGUUAUGACUGUUUGCUACAUGUUUCAUCAAUCUGUAACUUAAUAUGUACUGUUAUACGAGUAUACAUUUAUUAUGUAAUGUGCCUUUUGCUUAACAAUGUCUUCCAGUUAAUUUACUUGUACUGUUGUCAAAACCAGAGGAAAAAAUCCGCAACAAUCAAACAGAAAUAAAAUUCACAAAGAAAGUAAAUAAA